Cladocopium goreaui is the source of this 1851-nucleotide messenger RNA. The record is from the annotation of a GenBank genome assembly. Lineage: Eukaryota; Dinophyceae; Suessiales; Symbiodiniaceae.
AUGGCCGUGCAAAUGCAGGUUGUUGAUGCCUACGAAAUGGCAGGCCAAGUUUGGUACAACAUCAGGGUAGUGGAAAUGCAAAAGGAGUGGCUGGUCAAGAAGAGCUACGAUCAUUUCGUCAUGUUGGACGGCCAGCUGGCCGCCAGCAGUCCGAUUCAACGACUUCCGCUGCCUGAAAAGGGGGUGAUUGGCUUCCGUGCGAUGUUCAACAUCGGCAACUUCAAUGAGAAGCGUCGUGAUGGCCUGAACGCGUACCUGGCACACAUUGCCUGCCAACUUCAAUCCCUUGCCCAAGUGCCAAGCUUGCAGCAAUGGGUUCAACCUCCUUAUGGCUAUGCGCAACAGCCUGGUGUGAUGGCCACUGCUGCCCCAGCAGUGGCCGUGGCCGCCCCAGCAAUGGCAGCACCAGCAAUGGCAGCACCCGCAAUGGCAGUCCCAGUCGCAGCACCAGCGGUGGCCACGGCAGUUGCAGCCCCAGCAGUGCCAGUUGCAGCUGCAGCGGUGCCAGUUGCAGCUGCCUCAGUUCCUCCAGCAAUGCCAAUGGCUGCGGCCUCUACCCCAGCUGCUGCCACCGGGCCCAUGGCAGCCACCAUGGCAGCCCAAGCCUUGAUGGCCUCAGCCCCUCCACCAGCAGAGAUGGAGGCGCCCAUGGCUCCAGUGGCACCCCCAGUUCCUGUGCCACCUGCAGCUCCAGUGGUGCCGGUGCAAGGUGCUGUGCAAGGGCAAGUGGUGGAAGACAACCCUAUGCAGGUCAUGCAGCCGGAAGCUCAGCAGCCGAUUGCGCCUGGGCAAGCCGUGCCAGUUCAGAUGGGCGCAGUGCCAGCACAAGUACCAAUGCAAGCACAGGCUGUGCCGCAGAUGCAGGCAGCACCUAUGCAAGCCCAGGCAGUGCCAAUGCAGGCCCAAGCAGUACCAAUGCAGGCCCAGGCAGUGCCAAUGCAAGCACAAGCAGUGCCAACGCAGGCCCAAGCGGUGCCAAUGCAGGCCCAGGCAGCGCCAAUGCAAGCACAAGCAGUGCCAAUGCAGGCCCAAGCAGUGCCAAUGCAGGCCCAGGCAGCGCCAAUGCAAGCACAAGCAGUGCCAAUGCAGGCCCAAGCAGUGCCCGUGCAGGCACAGGCACAAGCAGUGCCAAUGCAAGCACAGGCAAUGCCAAUGCAAGCCCAAGCCAUGCCAGUUCAAGCCCAAGGGAUGCCAGUACAGGCGCAAGCAGUGCCAAUGCAGGCGCAGGGAAUGCCUAUGCAAGCCCAAGCCAUGCCGCAGUCCAACACAAACGGUGGUGGCUCCCAGCUCACAGCUGGCCUGGCGGGCGCUGGUUUGGGCGCUGCGGUGGGCGCCAUUGGAGCUGCCCUGAUGUCAGGUGGUCACGGUCACCAUGAUAGCCACAACCACCACAACCACCACCACCAGGGCCACCACGACCACUACAAUCACCACAAUCACCACAAUCACCACAAUCACCACAAUCACCACAAUCACCACAAUCACCACAAUCACGGCUUUGGGUUUGGCGGUAUGGACAUUUCCAAUAUGGGCUUUGGUGGAGGCUCGGAACGAUGCUACAAAUGCGAGGGCCGUGGCUGGUGCCAUGACUCCAGCAUGCGUCACGACAAGGAUUGGAACGAGAAGUGCUUCUUCUGCAGCGAAUGCAAUGGCUGCAACGGCUCUGGACACAUCAAGGGUGGUGGCGGUUUUGGUGGUGGUUUUGGCUUCGGUGGUGGAGGAGGACGCUGCUACAAGUGCGAAGGACGCGGCUGGUCUCAUGAGUCCUCCAUGGAUCACGACAAGCCUUGGGAUGAGAAAUGCUUCUUUUGCAGCAAAUGCAGCGGAUGCCAUGGAAAGGGACAUUUGUGA